Messenger RNA from Knipowitschia caucasica, 618 nucleotides. Lineage: Eukaryota; Metazoa; Chordata; Actinopteri; Gobiiformes; Gobiidae. The record is from the annotation of a GenBank genome assembly.
AUGUUAAAGCUGCAUCAGCAAAGGGACGUGCCGCCAGUGUUUGGGAAGCCGUGGUACUGGCAGCGCAGCAGCGCGGUCAUGGACGGCACCCGUAGCCUUGCGCACGUCGUGAUGGAAAUGCGCGAAGAGAUCAAGAAGCUGGAGACGGAGAGCCGCGACCCGAGAGGGCCCUACAGCCAGCGGACUCACUGGGCCAAAGCGGCCCAUGCGAGCAUGGCCCAUAGCACGGUGGUGGAGGAGAACCCCUAUCUCAGCCUGCGGAGGAACGCGUCUGCCCCUGUGCUGGAGGGACCGUUCAAAGAGAACAAUGUGAUGACUGUGAGGAGGUACUCAAUGGGCACUAGCCUGGCUUCUGUGCCCACGAGAGAAGGUUCCAGGAGAGCUGACUCUGGGUGGGAAAGACUCCAAGAGGAGAUCCAUCAUGGGAACAGCAUUUUCGAAAGUCCCUCCCACAACAGGCACUCUCUUCAGGACUAUGUUCAUAAGAACAGAGCCAAAGUAAAGACCGUUAGUUUCCUCCUGCCUGUAGAUGACAUUUAUACCAACCGACCGGUUUUGCCAAAGCACCAGGACGAGAACACGCAUCAGUCACAGUGUAUCUCUCAAACAGAUUCUUGA